Messenger RNA from Vicia faba (fava bean), 1218 nucleotides. Lineage: Eukaryota; Viridiplantae; Streptophyta; Magnoliopsida; Fabales; Fabaceae. The record is from the annotation of a GenBank genome assembly.
AUGGGGAUAAAGAUUGAGAUGAUGGUGGUUUUGGUGACCCUUUUGUUUAUAUGUGUCACUUCUUCAUCAUUAUUAGCUAACAACAACUAUGAGGAGGAGCAUCUUCUUAGAAGAAACCUUCUUGCUAAUGGUCUUGCUAAAACUCCUCCUAUGGGGUGGAACAGUUGGAAUCAUUUUGGUUGUCAGAUUGAUGAAAAAAUGAUCAGAGAAACUGCUGAUGCUAUUAUUUCUACUGGUUUAUCUAAGCUUGGAUACACCUAUGUCAACAUAGAUGAUUGUUGGGCUGAACUUAAUCGCGAUGAUAAGGGUAAUCUGGUGGCAAAGAACUCAACAUUUCCUUCUGGUAUUAAAGCUCUUGCAGAUUAUGUUCACAGCAAGGGUCUUAAGCUUGGAAUUUAUUCAGAUGCAGGGUAUUUUACAUGUAGCAAACGAAUGCCGGGUUCACUAGGUCAUGAGUUUCAAGAUGCCAAGACUUUUGCAUCCUGGGACAUUGAUUAUUUGAAGUAUGAUAACUGUUUCAAUGGUGGAUCAAAGCCUACUGAGAGGUAUCCUAUUAUGACUCGGGCUUUAAUGAAGGCGGGUCGUCCGAUCUUCUUUUCGCUAUGUGAAUGGGGAGAUUUGCACCCAGCUUUAUGGGGCGCUAAAGUGGGAAAUAGUUGGAGAACUACCGGUGACAUAAGUGAUACAUGGGAAAGUAUGAUUUCAAAGGCCGACACGAAUGAAGUUUAUGCUGAGCUAGCAAGACCUGGUGGCUGGAAUGAUCCUGAUAUGCUUGAGGUUGGAAACGGAGGGAUGACGAAAAAUGAAUACAUUGUUCACUUCAGUUUAUGGGCUAUUUCAAAGGCUCCUCUUCUUCUAGGAUGUGAUGUAAGAAAUGUGACUAAAGAUACCAUGGAGAUAAUCUCUAAUAAAGAAGUUAUUGCAGUUAACCAAGAUCCGCUUGGUGUACAAGCUAAAAAGGUUAGGAUGGAAGGUGAUCUCGAGAUAUGGGCAGGUCCUCUUUCAGGAUACAGGGUAGCCGUCGUGUUGCUAAAUAGAGGUGCACAGCGCAUCGCUAUAACAGCCAACUGGGACGACAUUGGCAUACCGCCAAAAAGUGUAGUUGAAGCAAGAGAUCUUUGGGAGCACAAGACAUUGAAGAAACAUUUUGUGGAUAAGUUGAGUGCAACAGUAGAAUCACAUGGUUGUAAAAUGUAUGUGCUGAAACCAGUAGCAUGA